CAUUAGAGCAACAUGAUAGAUCUAACCAGAUUUGUAAGUAUAUAACAGUCUUCUUUCAGUUGACCCCAUCGCCAAUAAUCCUCUCCCCAGUCUCAUCAUUUUCCUUCCCAAAACCAUGGCCGAUAACAACAAUCCAUUAACCAUUCUUAUUUUGCUGGUUUCACUCUCGUCUUCUUUACUCUACGUCAGAUCAGACGCCUCCGAUCACCGCUACCAAGACGGCGACCAUGUUCCUCUUUACGCCAAUAAAGUCGGCCCCUUUCAUAAUCCCAGUGAAACAUACCGUUAUUUUGAUCUGCCCUUCUGCGUUCCAGAUCAUUUGAAAGAGAAAAAAGAAGCUCUUGGUGAGGUUUUGAAUGGAGACCGGUUGGUUAGUGCUCCGUACACACUUAACUUUAGAGAUGAUAAAGUAUCAGCUUCUGUUUGUCAGAAGAAGCUUACUAAGGAAGAUGUUGUUCGGUUUCGAUCAGCGAUUUCCAAGGAUUAUUACUUUCAAAUGUAUUAUGAUGAUCUGCCGAUUUGGGGUUUUAUCGGGAAAGUUGACAAAGAUGGGAAAUCUGACUCCAGUGAGUACAAAUAUUAUCUUUAUCAGCAUGUGCAAUUCGAUAUUCUUUACAAUAAGGAUCGUGUGAUUGAAGUGAGUGUCCGGAUGGAUCCUAAUUCAAUGUUGGAUUUGACGGAGGAUAAGGAAGUCGAUGCUGAGUUUCUUUAUUCUGUGAAAUGGAAGGAAACUGAUAUUACCUAUGAGAACAGAAUGAAGAAGUACUCGCUGUCUUCUUCACUGCCACAUCACUUGGAAAUCCAUUGGUUUUCUAUUAUAAACUCUUGCGUAACAGUUCUCCUUUUGACUGGUUUUCUUGCUACCAUUCUCAUGCGGGUCUUGAAAAAUGAUUUUGUGAAAUAUGCACAAGACGAUGAAGAAGCUGAUGAUCAGGAAGAGACUGGAUGGAAGUACAUCCAUGGUGAUGUAUUUAGAUAUCCUAAAUAUAAAUCUUUGUUUGCUGCUGCUCUUGGCUCCGGAACUCAGCUGUUUACUCUCACUGUGUUCAUUUUUAUCCUUGCAUUGGUCGGAGUAUUUUAUCCAUACAACCGGGGAGCUCUAUUUACUGCACUGGUGGUCAUAUAUGCACUUACAUCUGGUAUUGCUGGAUAUACUGCAACAUCUUUCUAUUGCCAACUGGAAGGAAAUAACUGGGUCAGGAAUCUUCUGCUGACGGGAUGUCUUUUCUGUGGUCCUCUGUUCCUCACAUUCUGCUUCCUUAACACUGUAGCCAUUGCUUACAGUGCAACUGCAGCAUUACCCUUUGGCACCAUUGUGGUAAUAGUCCUUAUAUGGACCUUAGUAACAUCACCAUUGCUUGUUUUGGGUGGUAUUGCUGGAAAAAAUAGCAAAGCUGAGUUUCAAGCUCCUUGCCGUACCACAAAAUAUCCUAGAGAGAUUCCUCAAUUGCCUUGGUACAGGAGUGCGCUUCCUCAAAUGGCAAUGGCAGGUUUCCUGCCUUUUAGUGCUAUUUACAUCGAACUUUACUACAUUUUUGCAAGUGUUUGGGGUCAUCGGAUCUACACGAUUUACAGCAUCUUAUUUAUUGUCUUCAUUAUCCUUCUGAUUGUCACUGCUUUCAUUACUGUGGCUUUGACAUACUUCCAACUUGCUGCUGAAGAUCAUGCAUGGUGGUGGAGGUCUUUUCUCUGUGGUGGAUCAACUGGACUGUUUAUCUAUGCAUACUGCCUGUACUACUACCAUGCUCGAUCAGAAAUGUCAGGCUUCAUGCAAACAUCUUUCUUCUUUGGAUACAUGGCCUGUAUAUGCUACGGUUUCUUUCUCAUGCUGGGAACAGUGGGGUUCCGUGCGUCACUGUUCUUUGUCCGUCACAUUUACAAGUCGAUCAAGUGCGAGUAGCGGGGCAGUAUUUGGCUUCUGUUUACGCAGAAUAUAUCGGAGAAAAGAAAAUUGUACGAUUUUGGGCUAGGUUAGAAGUUAGGCUGGAGAUUACAUACAAGAAAUGAAACAAGAAAAGCUUAGAGCUUUUGGCAUUGCCUGACCUGAAGUGGUAGUUUCCGAGACAUUUUGAGUUUCAAUAAUUGUCUGACGUGUAAAAGAUUGAAAAUGCCUGUACUACUACAUAUACCUUUUUAGAAGAAUCUUCUUCCUGUAUCUUUGUCAUUGUAGACUAAAUUCACAUAUUUUAUUUUUUCAUGGAAUUUAUGGUUAUGAUAAUGCUUAUAACUUUAA
This is a messenger RNA of Mercurialis annua (annual mercury), 2233 nucleotides long. Its product is annotated as transmembrane 9 superfamily member 2-like. The transcript is spliced from 7 exons. Gene Ontology annotation, cellular component: membrane. Bases 116 to 1900 code for a protein of 594 amino acids. The record is from RefSeq and is a predicted model, not a curated record. Lineage: Eukaryota; Viridiplantae; Streptophyta; Magnoliopsida; Malpighiales; Euphorbiaceae. Gene Ontology annotation, biological process: protein localization to membrane.